AUGAUCUCCCUCGUUGCCUUCGAUCUUGACGGCACUCUUGCCCUAAGCAAGCAGCCGCUACUGGAUACCAUGGGCGAGGCUCUCGCUGACCUCCUGGGGGUGGCUCAUGUAGCCGUUAUCUCUGGUGGUGACUGGCCACAAUUCCAAAAACAGGUGGUUAACCGCCUGCCAGCACGCGCAGAUCUAUCGAAGCUUUGGCUUAUGCCAACGACUGGCACAAAGUUGUACAAGUACCAGGAUGGAGCUUGGAAGGCAGUGUAUGCAGAACUCUUCAAUGAUGAAGUGAAACGGCAGAUCCUAAUAGCCUUCGACCAAGCCCUGGAAGCAACCGGCUUCAAACCUGAGCAGACCUGGGGAGAUCGUAUUGAAGACCGCGGUAGUCAGAUUACCUUCUCAGCGUUGGGACAAGAGGCGCCUAUCCAUGCCAAAGAGAUCUGGGAUCCAGACUUUGCUAAGCGCAAGAUUAUUCAAGCUGAUUUACGGACCCGUUUACCGGAUGUCUCUAUUAAUAUGGGUGGUGCAACGUCAAUUGAUAUUACACAGAAGGGUGUUAAUAAAGGGUAUGGCUUGAAAAGACUCCGUGAUGCAAGCAAUAUUCCCCUCGAGGAGAUGAUGUUUAUUGGCGAUGCGAUAUUCCCAGGAGGCAAUGAUUAUCCAGCUAAGGAGAUUGGUCUAAAGACUGUCUGUGUUCGGGACCCGGAUGGAACGCUGGCUGCGAUUGCUGCGAUCAUUGCGUGUCUGUCGUAA
This is a messenger RNA of Trichophyton benhamiae CBS 112371, 747 nucleotides long. RefSeq lists its product as uncharacterized. Bases 1 to 747 code for a protein of 248 amino acids. The transcript has a single exon. Lineage: Eukaryota; Fungi; Ascomycota; Eurotiomycetes; Onygenales; Arthrodermataceae. The record is from RefSeq and is a predicted model, not a curated record.